UAGUUAAGAUGUGGAAGUUGAAGAUAGCAGAAGGAGGAAAGAAGUUGGUUUCAGGGAACAAUUUCAUAGGAAGACAACAUUGGGAGUUUGAUCCAAAUGCAGGAACACCACAAGAGCGUGCCGAGGUUGAAAGGCUGCGCCAAGAAUUCACUAAAAAUAGAUUUUCCAUCAAACAAAGCUCUGACCUCUUAAUGAGAAUGCAGCUCACAAAGGAGAACCAAUGUGGAGCAAUACCAGAAGCAGUGAAAGUGGGAGAAGAAGAGAAGAUAACAAAAGAAGCAUUGAUUACAACAAUGAGAAGAUCUCUCACUUUUUUUUCUUCUAUUCAAGCACAUGAUGGUCACUGGCCUGCGGACUUUUCUGGCCCUUUGUUUUUCAUCCAACCUUUGGUUAGCUACGAUCAAAUUCAUAAUAGUGUUUUUAUAUAA
This is a messenger RNA of Arachis duranensis, 428 nucleotides long. Its product is annotated as lupeol synthase. The record is from RefSeq and is a predicted model, not a curated record. Gene Ontology annotation, biological process: triterpenoid biosynthetic process. Gene Ontology annotation, molecular function: intramolecular transferase activity. NCBI's taxonomy places the organism in Eukaryota, Viridiplantae, Streptophyta, Magnoliopsida, Fabales, Fabaceae. The transcript has 2 exons. Bases 9 to 428 code for a protein of 139 amino acids. Gene Ontology annotation, cellular component: lipid droplet.